AUGAAAAUCACCUUUUUCUUUGCUGAGUUGUUCUUACUGGAUCUCUUCGCCUGCUGUCACGCUUACCCACAAUAUCCCUUGCCUGACACAGAAGAUGCAGCUUUCAUUGAAGACUAUGUAAGAGCUCACAACAAGUUUCGAUCCAAAGUGAAUCCACCAGCCAGCAACAUGUUUCGCAUGUCCUGGGAUGCUGCUUUAGCCAAGACUGCCAAAGCGUGGGCAAAGAAGUGCAAGUUUAAGCACAAUAUCUACCUUAAAGUGCCACGGAAGGUCCACCCCACCUUUACUCCUGUGGGAGAAAACAUCUGGACCGGCACAGCCACCAUCUUCUCUGUGGACACAGCUCUCAGUGACUGGUUUAAUGAAGUCAGCAGCUAUAAUUUCCACACUAAUAAAUGUUCUGGCAUGUGUGGUCACUACACCCAGGUCGUUUGGGCAGAGAGUUACAAAGUUGGCUGCGCAGUUCACUUCUGCAAUACAGUUGAACAUUUUCCAAGAGUCUCCGGAGCAGCACAUUUUGUCUGCAACUAUGGGCCAGCGGGGAAUUACCCAAGGAAACCAUAUAAAGCAGGACAACCAUGCAGUGGAUGCAGUAAUGAGAAAUGCAUAGACAAGCUCUGCGAAAACACAGAACGUGAGAAGCUGAUAAAUUAUACCUACUGGUAUCCGGACUGGGAUACACAGCCCCGUCCCCCCAGGCCUCCCACACCGCCGUACAUCCCACCUGCUGAGCAUCCGCGUCCCUCUUGUGACCAAUACUGUAUUAUUGUGUUAAUUUUAAGGCCACUGUUUUUGGUACUGAGUACUGGUGCUGUUCUUUUACUACAACAGCGGUUUCCACACACAUUUUUUAAUAAGUAA
Messenger RNA from Balearica regulorum gibbericeps (East African grey crowned-crane), 861 nucleotides. RefSeq names its product glioma pathogenesis-related protein 1. Lineage: Eukaryota; Metazoa; Chordata; Aves; Gruiformes; Gruidae. The record is from RefSeq and is a predicted model, not a curated record. Gene Ontology annotation, cellular component: extracellular region.